GUUGAGAGAGAUAGAAGAGAGGUUACAUGGGUUAAAGGCAUCCACCAUAUCAAAACCACCUGUCUUAAAAUUUAAGGUUGAGAAUUUCUUCUGUAUGGGAUCUCCAUUAGCAGUGUUUUUGGCGUUGCGUGGCAUCCGUCCAGGAAACAGCGGUAGUCAAGAUCAUAUUCUGCCCAGAACCAUUUGUAACCGCUUACUAAAUAUUUUUCAUCCAUCAGAUCCAGUGGCCUAUAGAUUAGAACCUUUAAUUCUGAAACACUACAGCAACAUUUCACCUGUCCAGAUCCACUGGUACAACACUGCAAACCCUCUACCUUAUGAACAUAUGAAGCCAAGUUUUCUCAACCCAACAAAAGAACCUACCUCAGUAACUGACAGCGAAAGUGUUUCAACUGUACCGAGCCCAACUACUUCACCAGUCAUGGUUCGACGCCACUACGGGGAGUCUAUAACCAACAUAGGCAAAGCCAGUAUAUUGGGAGCUGCGAGUAUUGGGAAGGGCCUCGGCGGGAUGCUUUUCUCAAGAUUUGGUCGAUCUAGUACAACCACCCCACAAACACUUGAGACAGGAAAAGAUGGAGCUGAGGGUGACGACAAGAAAGCCACCACUGUUGGGACGCCGCCUUUGCCGCACAGCAGCUCGGGUUUUCUCGAACCU
Molecule: messenger RNA, 658 nt
Organism: Antrostomus carolinensis (chuck-will's-widow)
Lineage: Eukaryota; Metazoa; Chordata; Aves; Caprimulgiformes; Caprimulgidae
Product: phospholipase DDHD1-like
Exons: 4
Cellular component (GO): cytoplasm
Molecular function (GO): glycerophospholipase activity; metal ion binding
Source: RefSeq, a predicted model, not a curated record